UCAUUUAGUUAAUUCUAUAACUUACUCGGACUCUUCCCAAACCAUUUUUAAAUUUCCAUAAACUUCUAAAUCGACCCCCUUCUGUUGAUGUUUCAGUUUCGAAUUUCCGAUGCAAAAUCAUCAUCAUGUCGAUUCCUUCACGGAGAACUGCUGGUGCUAUGUAAUCGAUUACAGUAGCCUAUUGGACGACGGCGCACCACCGCCGGCAGUUGUAUCCGAGCCUUCUCCGCCGCCGUCGGAAAAUGUUUGUAUGUCAAUUGAUGGAAUUACAAGUCCAGCUCUUAAAUCUCAUGAGGAAAGAGAAUUCUCAAGAAAGAGGGGACAUUCUGAUCUAAAUGACGGGAAAGGAACAAAAGCAUGCCGCGAAAGAGAGCGGAGGGGAAAAUUGAAUGACAGAUUUAUAGAACUCUCAGCCGUUUUGGGACGUGAAAGCAUUGGAAAAACCGAAAAACUGACCAUGCUUAAUGAUGCCAUCAGACUCCUAAAACAGCUAAAAACUGAAUCCCAGGAAUACAUGCACAUGAACACAAGACUAACCGAAGAGAUUAAAAUUUUAAAGGUGGAGAAAAAUGAGUUCCGGGAAGAGAAGGCGAAGCUAAAGGAAGAUAAAGAGAGGAUAGAACAGCAGUUGAAUAUGUACGAGGCCAACGCAGCAAAGAAGGUUCCCAUGCUUCCCAGCUAUGGCUUUGUUCCGAUGUGGCAGUAUUUGCCCUCCUCGGUCCGCGACACUACUGUAGAUCAUGUGCUCAGGCCACCUGCUGCUUGAUUUUUUAUGAAAUUUCUCUCGCAAAUGUUUUUUUUGUCAUGCUUCAUUGUAAAUAAAUCAGUACUACACACUUUUGGAAAAGACAUCUUCUCACUUUUCAUAUUAA
Messenger RNA from Salvia splendens (bonfire salvia), 872 nucleotides. Its product is annotated as transcription factor bHLH104-like. Gene Ontology annotation, molecular function: protein dimerization activity; DNA-binding transcription factor activity. The transcript is spliced from 5 exons. Bases 110 to 766 code for a protein of 218 amino acids. The record is from RefSeq and is a predicted model, not a curated record. Gene Ontology annotation, biological process: regulation of DNA-templated transcription; intracellular iron ion homeostasis. NCBI's taxonomy places the organism in Eukaryota, Viridiplantae, Streptophyta, Magnoliopsida, Lamiales, Lamiaceae.